Messenger RNA from Didymodactylos carnosus, 2472 nucleotides. The record is from the annotation of a GenBank genome assembly. NCBI's taxonomy places the organism in Eukaryota, Metazoa, Rotifera, Eurotatoria, Philodinida, Philodinidae.
AUGAGUUCUCCAUCGCGCCGUCGCCAUCGUCACAAUCGGCAUUCAUCCUCAUCACCAAACGAGUACUCUGCCAGUGUAUCAAAACGUGUCAAACAAUCAACUGAUCAACAUGAUAAAAAUCAUCGUCGUAGUAGUGGAGAACGUGAUUCUGAUCGUCGUUAUACAUCGAUUUGUGUCAAAAAUAUAAGUCCAAAAAUUAGUGAUAAUGAAGUUAGACGUUUAUGUGAGAAAAAGUUUUCUAACUAUGGUCCAAAUACAAUAAAAAUUUAUUAUAAAAAUCAUGAACGUGUUGCAUUUGUUAACUUUACAAAUUGUGAUGAUGCUAAACACGCUCGACACGCUAAAAGUGGUCUUAUAUGGGAUAACUGGCAAUUAAUAAUCGAACCUGUUUACUAUCGUCGACAUUAUGCGCCUGACCAUCCGUUAUACGAUGUGCGUAAUAAGUAUUCACCGUCUCGUCCAGCACCAGAAAGAUCACAAGCCGCAUUUGCCAUGCGUGACAGUCCAUUUUUUUCAAAACCACGUUCAUCACCACACAAUCAUCGCAGUCAUCCGUACGCGCGUGCUGCUCCACCGCGUCGAUAUUCACCUAAUGUACCUUUGCCAUCCGGUUUAGAUGGUUUUGCAAGAAAGGAUUCACGUCGUCACCGUCGAGGUAGCAGUAAUUCAUCUCCUCGAUCGACACAUAGCAACAACAACAACAAUAAUAAUAAUGAUAAUGAUGAUAUGCAGAUAAAUAGUGAAGACCAAGAGGCAACAAGAACAAUAUUUGUAGGAAAUUUAGAGCGUGAUAUUACAGAAGAGCAACUACGGGACAUCUUUGAUAAUUAUGGUGUCAUUGAAGAAAUUGAUCUCAAAAUACCUGGAUCAUCAUCGAAACGUCCAUAUGCAUUUAUUCAAUAUCAAAAUCUUGAUAUGGCUUGUAAAGCAAAAUCACAGCAGGAUGGAAGAUUAAUUGGCAAAUCAGAAGCAAGGAUUGGCUUUGGUAAAGUUGUUCCAACAACAUGUUUAUGGGUUGGUAAUUUACAUCCUCAGUUGAAGCGACGUGAUUUAGAACAUGAAUUUGCACGAUAUGGUCAAAUUAAAUCAAUUGAAUUUAGUACUGGUGAUAAACAAGCUUACAUUGUCUACAAGGAUGUGGAAGAUGCUAUCAAAGCUCGGGAAAAACUGCGUGGUACAAGGAAAUUAGCACCCACGACCAAAAAACGUGUUUCAAGAUCGGGUUCAUCGACAUCAUCAACACGUUCACCUUCCCGUUAUCAGUUACGUAUCGAUUAUCAUGAAUCAAAUUCUUCACAUCAUUCAGUAGUUAGUAACAAAAAGUCAUCGCAUCAACAUCGAAAUCAUUCUGCAACAGAUAAAGUUUCAAAAAGAAAAGCGUCAUCAUCGAGUUCCGCUGCGUCGCAUACUUCGUUAUCAAAAGGAAUCCAAGGACAAAUUGAACGUGUCCGGUCUGUCACACCGCGUCAACGUUCCCCAUCACCGCGAUCACCUGUUUCGUUAGCGGAUGAAGAACAAGAAAGUAUAAAACAACAAACUAUAGACGAACCAACUUCACCGCAUAAGCGUCAUCGUUCCUCUUCACCAUCCCCAACAAAACGUCAACGAAAUAAGCGAGAACGAUCAUCGUCUCCUGGUCGAACAACGUACGGGCCAUUUAGUGUUUACAUUUCUCCUCAUGCUACAAGUAAUUUAACGAAAAUGAACGACUUCAUCAUAUUAUGUGAACAAUUGAACGAAGAAUCAGUACAAUCAACAAAAUCAUUGUCAACAGUUUACCCAGUACAAUUCUUACUCAAAUCACACCAUUAUGAUGCAAGAAUGCAUUUCCUAGCAGGAAAUCCACAAAUUUGUGUCAAUGUUUUAGGCCAACCAGGGGAUUUAGUAGCAGCGAAAACGGAAUUAAAAGUGACUCAGCGUUUACGUUUAGAUCCAACCAAAUUAGAUGAUUUAGAAAGCAAACUUCGUUCAAAUUCAUUUGGUUCAAGUAAAAAUAAUAAGAAUGUUAAUGGAACAACAUCAACACGAAAAACAUCACCGUCAACAGCAAAUUUUGCUAUUCUUGUAUCAUCACCAAGAAAGAAAACACCAAAUGAUGAUGUCGGCGAUGAAACAAAAGCCUCAUCCUCAUCACCAGCACAUGAAGGUGAUGAAAACAAGCAAUUAUCACCUGAUUUCUGCGAAGGAAAAUCAUUAUCGUUGUUAAUAACGUAUUUAGCAACAAAAGAAGCAGCUGGUGUUAUUUCCAUUCAAUAUCAUCCAUCAACAUCGACUUUCCAACAGCAAUUAAAAGAACAAACAGCUGUCUUGCAUGCAUUCCCACCAUGCGAUUUUAGUAAAAAAUUGCUAAGAGAAGUAUGCCCAUUAAUGUCGUUUGGCGGUGGUAGUGCAGGUCCUGCGACACCACGAUCUGAAGUUGAUGAAUACGUAAAUGAUGAACAUUUACUUGUAGUUAUUGUUAAAAAUGAUUGA